Coffea eugenioides is the source of this 3135-nucleotide messenger RNA. RefSeq names its product general negative regulator of transcription subunit 3. Gene Ontology annotation, cellular component: P-body; nucleus; CCR4-NOT core complex. The record is from RefSeq and is a predicted model, not a curated record. The transcript has 16 exons. The coding region runs from base 176 to 2875 and encodes 899 amino acids. NCBI's taxonomy places the organism in Eukaryota, Viridiplantae, Streptophyta, Magnoliopsida, Gentianales, Rubiaceae. Gene Ontology annotation, biological process: nuclear-transcribed mRNA poly(A) tail shortening; regulation of DNA-templated transcription.
AUAAAUCAAAGAAACCAAACAAAUAAAUAUAAAUCAAAGAAACCAAACAAAUAAAUAACGAAAAUCGCCCCUUUAUUCAAUUUCAUUAUCUUCAAGAAAUACCCUAGUUUAAUGUUCGAUUUGACGGAUUUCAAUUGAGGGGGUUUUUUUUUUUUUUGUUUAAUAAGAUUGAGAAAUGGGCGCAAGUCGAAAGCUGCAGGGAGAAAUCGAUCGGGUUCUUAAGAAGGUUCAAGAAGGCGUGGAUGUAUUCGACAGCAUUUGGAACAAGGUUUAUGAUACGGACAAUGCGAAUCAGAAGGAGAAAUUUGAAGCGGAUUUGAAGAAGGAAAUUAAAAAGCUUCAAAGAUACAGAGACCAAAUUAAGACAUGGAUCCAAUCCAGUGAAAUUAAGGAUAAAAAGGUUAGUGCCUCUUAUGAGCAGGCUCUCAUGGAUGCUCGCAAGCAAAUUGAGCGUGAAAUGGAACGAUUUAAAAUCUGUGAGAAGGAAACUAAAACAAAAGCAUUUUCAAAAGAAGGCCUGGGCCAACAGCCUAAGACGGAUCCAAAGGAGAAAGCUAAAUCAGAUACAAGAGAUUGGCUGAACAAUGUGGUGAGCGAACUAGAAAAUCAAAUUGAUAGCUUUGAAGCUGAAAUCGAGGGUCUCUCUGUAAAAAAAGGGAAAACAAGGCCUCCUAGACUGACACAUUUGGAGGCGUCAAUUGCUCGACACAAGGCUCAUAUAAUGAAACUAGAAUUGAUUUUGAGACUACUGGACAAUGAUGAAUUAAGUCCUGAAACAGUUAAUGAUGUUAAAGAUUUCUUGGACGAUUAUGUUGAGCGUAAUCAGGAGGAUUUCGAUGAUUUCGAUGAUGUUGACGAGCUUUACAGCUCUUUACCUUUAGACAGGGUGGAGUCUCUUGAAGAUUUAGUAACAAUGGGCCCUCCUGGUCUUGUUAAGGGUGUCAGUGCCUCCAAUGCAGUUUUAAGCAUGAAAAAUCAUUUGGCUACACCUGCUGCUCAAACACCUGCUACAGCUACAUCUGCCAAUCAACAAGGCACUUCUCCCCAAGAGCAAGUUGAGGAAACAGCAACCCAGGACACUACUACUGAUACUGUUGCAAGGACUCCCCCUCCUAAAAGCAGUUCAGCUGCUGCUUCUGCUCCACCAACACCAGUAGGAAGCCAUUCCAAUCCUGGUAUUGUGAAAGCUACAAGUGACUUUGUUGGUGCAUCAACUGCUUCCUCUGGUCAUUUUGGUUCAAGUUCUUCAACCGGUCUCUUAGAUAAUGCAGGCGUUCCUUCAUCUCCUGUAAGUGUCCCUUAUUCAGUAAAGGAAGAAGACAUUACAAGUUUCCCUGGCCGUAAACCUUCCCCAGCUCUUGCUGAAGUUGGGCUACGAGGUGUUGGUAGAGGUGGAUUAUCCAACCAACCAUCAAGUAGUGUCCCUAUCAGUUCUGGAAGCACAAUUUCGAGCAAUGGAGCCCUUGGUAGUGUAACGUCAGGUUCUGAAAUGGGAAAAAGAAACAUGCUUGGAGCUGAGGAAAGACUUGGAAGUAGUAGCAUGGUGCAAUCACUUGUAUCUCCUCUUGGUAAUAGAAUGAUCUUGCCACAGGCUGGGAAAACUGGUGAUGGAAUUGGCUCAGCUGAUGCUGGGAGUGUUGGUGAGGCUGCAUCUAUGGCUGGGAGGGUGUUAUCUUCUUCUGUGGUUCAUGGUAUACAAUGGAGGCCUGGAAGUUCCUUUCAGAACCAGAAUGAGGUGGGACAAUUCCGUGGAAGAACUGAAAUUGCUCCUGACCAGAGGGAGAAGUUUCUGCAGCGGUUUCAGCAGGUUCAGCAGGGUCAAACUAACCUUCUUGGCUUGCCUCUUAGCGGAGGGAAUCAUAAACAAUUCUCUGCUCAGCAACAGAAUUCCCUCUUGCAGCAGUUCAAUUCCCAAAGCUCCUCUGUCUCGUCUCAACUUGGGUUGGGAGUUGGGGUUCAACCAGCUGGUCUUAACAGUGUUCCAUCAUCUCCCUCAUUGCAGCAGCAGCCCAUUCCAAUCCAUCAGUCGUCAAGUCAGCAGACUCAAAUAUUGGCAGGGUCUAGAGAUGCUGAUGUUGGUCAUGCAAAAGUGGAGGAGUUGCAUCAGCAACCUGCAGUAUCUGAGGAUUCCUCUGAAUCUAUUGGAAACUCUGGACUUGUGAAGAAUCUGAUGAAUGAGGAUGAUAUGAAGGCUUCAUAUGCGUUGGAUCCUCCGGCUGGAGCGGGUAGCGCUCUUACAGAAUCAUCUCAAAUGCCAAGGGACAUUGAUUUAUCUCCUGGUCAGCCUUUGCAAUCCAGUCAACCUUCUGGAAGUCUUGGUGUCAUUGGUCGAAGAAGUGUUGCAGACCUGGGUGCAAUUGGUGAUAACCUCAGUGUUUCUCCUGCAACAUCUGGAGGAAUGCAUGACCAGUUGUACAAUUUACAGAUGCUUGAAUCUUCAUUUUAUAAACUUCCACAACCAAAAGAUUCUGAGCGGGCAAAGAGCUAUACUCCAAGACACCCUGUGGUGACUCCUCCAAGCUAUCCCCAAGUGCAGGCACCAAUUGUCAAUAACCCUGCUUUCUGGGAGCGUCUUGGAGCUGAUAACUACGGCACUGAUACCCUGUUCUUUGCGUUUUACUACCAACAGAAUACUUAUCAGCAGUAUCUGGCUGCUAAGGAAUUGAAGAAGCAAUCAUGGAGAUACCAUAGGAAGUACAAUACAUGGUUUCAGAGACACAAGGAGCCGGAUAUUGCCACUGAUGAUUAUGAACAGGGGACAUACGUUUACUUUGAUUUCCAUAUUGGCAAUGAUGAGCAGCACGGAUGGUGCCAGAGAAUCAAGACUGAGUUCACGUUUGAGUACAAUUAUCUUGAAGAUGAGCUUAUAGUGUAGAACAUUGAUUAUCAACCGCUGCUUUUUAUGUCCCUCACACCUUUUAGUGAAUAUUUUGGUUUUGCUUACCAGAUUAAGUGCUGUUUUUUAGUAGAUUAUGGAUGACCAAUUGCUACAUUCUGCAUGAAGACAAACAGCUAUAUAAAGCUUCUUGUAAAACCGAGCUGAUUGUUCUGCCUGACGUCUGUAAAUUUACAUGCUCAAGUGCUGCAUAUAUCUGUUGCAACCAUGGAUGUCCAUGGUUGAUCGAGUUCUUGGAA